Durusdinium trenchii is the source of this 2508-nucleotide messenger RNA. Lineage: Eukaryota; Dinophyceae; Suessiales; Symbiodiniaceae. The record is from the annotation of a GenBank genome assembly.
AUGCAUAGACCAGACCAGUCUCUCUUCGGCUCAAAGUGUCCAACGAUCGCCAUGCCAAUGGGUAGUCGCGGCUACAAUGAAGCGGAUGGGGCAGAGGUGCCUGAUCUGCCGCAGGUUGCCAUCUCCUUCUUGAUGUUCAUGCAACACUUUCCACUAGCUUGGCUAAGACCUCCCUACAAGAAGCCUGACACCGUCACCUUCUUUGAGGCGGAGGAGGCAGGAAAGCGUCAACUCGCAAGUCUUCUUGAUCUCCGAUUGGGUCAGCUGAAGUUUGCCAAUGCUCAGCAGCUGAAGAGUUGCUUCAAGGCACACUCAGGUCUGGAGUUAUCAUUUCUUCCUCGUCAGGUCAUCGUUUUGAUACAUCCAGAUUUGCGUCGUCUAAAGGCAACUGCUGAAAUCGUGCUCUGUCAUAGCAAGCCCCGGCGGACUCCUUGGUUUGGCACUGGAAGUCUUUCGGCAAGCGUGCUGCUGACAACAAGCUCAAUGCAGAACAAUAUGAGCUUUUUGGAGCAGCUGGACGUGCGUGGUCAGAAAGUCCGACAGUGGCCGCAGCUGGUUCAGGCCACGUGUCCCCAAUGCCGCGCCUCGAAGCCGCUUCCGGGGACGCCGCCCGCGGCCGCGGCGUGGCGUUGCAACGGCUGCCGUGGCGAUCCGGAGAAGUGCCGCGUGGCGCGGCGUGCGGCGGCCGCCUAUAGCUCCGGAGCGGUGAGAGCUAAAGGCACCUUGGAGUCGAUGUUGCUCUCCGCGAUCAAAAGAGGCCAUGCAGAAGCAGCUCUGCUUUGCGCCAAUGCUUUGGCACCUUUGGACUCCGCCGUCUUUCUGGAUGCGGCCCUGCGGGGUCGGCGGGCAGGCAUCGUCGCGACGAUCUUGAGCUUCAGCGCUGAAGAAACGCUGCCGAAGGCGUUGGGAGCUGUCGAAAGUCAUUGGCUCAACACUGGCAGAGAUUUCAGGCUGAUCCGACAGCAGUUACAGGAGGCCAGAGGUGCUUUCUUUUUGAACCCCAGAGAUGAGGCCCUCUCACAGGAUUUGACCCAACUCCUUCGGCAAGCUCCGGUCCUUACAGCUCUCUUCAUGCCUAUGCUGGGGCUCUUGAAGGUGAUGGCCUUCAUGGCCCUCUUCCUCUUCGACUGUGCCUUCGUGGAGCGCUUCACCUCGGGCAUCGGAAACCAGGACUUUACGUUGGUGCAGCGAGAUGGCAGCUGUGGUCAGCAGGGCAUCCCAGGGCUGGCAGCGCCACCUUCUGGCCGUCGCAGAGUGGUGUGCACUGCGCUGGCGAACUCGGGCGAUGACAUCGCACGUGCGCCCAGCUGGAAAGACACCCUGAAGGGUGCUGCCUUCUGGGCCAAUCCCAACCACUGGGACAAGGUCCCACAGUCUCUGAAGAUGAAGCUGAUCUUCAUUUUUUUCAAGGUGGUGGGCACCAUCGGAGGCUACCGUGGCCGUGCGGCCUUUGCCCGGAAGAGUGGCUUGAAGCCCUUGAUGAAGCGACGGGAAGAAGCCCUGGCGGUGGUGGACCUGGCCUCGGAGGUGAACUACGAGAAGUUCCCGAACGUUCAAGAGAAGUUGCGAGAGGCACCAGGAAGCCAUGCUGCAGCAGUGGUUCUGCCGGUCUACACACGCACACAGCAGGAUGUCAAAGAGCUCCGCGCGACGCUGACUGCUUUGUCGAAGCAGACGCGCGUGCCUGAUGUGGUGUUGCUGGUGGAUGAUGCUUCGCCCGAAGAGCUAGAAGCUGCAACUCGAGAAUGGCCGGAUGACCGACUAGCACUGGUACGGCUCCAUCGCAACGUGGGCCCGGCCGGUGCACGCAGCGUGGGCUUGCGGCUGCUGCGCCAGUGGGCGCGAGGCCGUGAUGUCGUGGCUUGCCUCACUGACAGUGACGCUGCACCGGACAGAGAGUGGGUCGAGCAGAUGGUUGAGGCACAAAGAGAAAGGCCGGGCAUCUUCUCGGGACCCACGCUCUCGGUGGAUCAAAGUGCCACGGGGAAGUUCCACGACCACUUUGGAAACUUGAACGGCCGCUGGUCGUGGGAUGAUCCCAAGGACGUGCUACUCUACGGAUGCACCUGCAAUUUUAGUGUGAACCUCAAUUCCAUCGACAUGGAAGAAUUUGAUCCCAUUUUCUCCCGUCCUGGAUUCGAGGACAUUGAGUUCUGCUGGCGUCUCCGUGUGGAGAAGAACGUCAUGACGAGGUACUGUGAGAAAGCGCGGAUGUACCAUCAGUAUGACCAUGGACCAGUUGGCCUCUACCGCCAGUUCUGGAAGUAUGGCCACACGGAGCCCAUCAUGGCGUGGAUGCAUCCGGACUUCACCUUCCAGGGCUCACGCCCCGUCACAGUGGGCUUCAAUGACCCCAGGGAUCCGGAGGCCCGGAACUUUGACACCUUUGCACGAUCAGCAGUACAAGGCAUCGACGGAGUGGUCCAGUUUCUGAAGUGGAAGACCAAGCGAGAGCCGCCGCCCGCUUCCGGUCGGGCGCGCGGGGCGCCGAUCACGCCUGGUGGGUGA